Nothoprocta perdicaria is the source of this 1495-nucleotide messenger RNA. RefSeq names its product small integral membrane protein 30 (gene SMIM30). The record is from RefSeq and is a predicted model, not a curated record. The transcript is spliced from 3 exons. Lineage: Eukaryota; Metazoa; Chordata; Aves; Tinamiformes; Tinamidae. The coding region runs from base 309 to 494 and encodes 61 amino acids.
UGGGGAGGACGGAGCAGACACUUGGCCGCCAGUAAGCGCAUCCCCACGGGAACGUGCCCGGAAGAGGGGCUGCCGGCGUAGCGAGGGGCGCCGAUGGUUACGGACCGGCGAGCGUGUUCUGCCCCUAUCUCGUGACAAGAAUUCCAGAGACUUGCUCCCACCGAGCUGCGCAGCAAGGCAGCAAACCCACAGUAGUUACCUCAUGAUAGGAAGCCAUUUAUUUUCUCAUUAAUCUACAAAGGUACCUCUGUAGCACCAGCUUUCUGAAGCUCCUUUCGCCUGCUUGGGACACUCAGCUGGUCGGCAGCAUGACGUCUGCUGGGAGCCCCUCAAAGCUUCUCCUGGCCCUCAUUCCGUUGCUGCUUGUGCUGCCCGCAGUUGAAGCCCUGGAUGCCGGAGAUACCGUGGCCUUCCUGGUGGGCCUCGCCGUCAGCAUCGUUGGGUUCUGUGCCUGCCUCGGCCUGUACGCCAGGAAAAGGAAUGGGCUGCAGUGAUUAAGGGAGAUGCUCAAACCAAGUGCAACUUGGAACUCUGCAGGGAUCGGGAUGUGGGGUUUACAGCUGAGCUUUGCUUUUGGAUAACCCUCAAAAACCUCAAGUAGAUGGUUCUGCAAGCCCUUUUUACUGUGCAAUACAACAGAAUAAAGGGUGCACCCAGUAAAAGGGAUUUGCAGGAUCUGUUCUCCUGACACUGAGGUCAUCUCAUAUAGUCUGUGAUUAAAUGCUCCCUUAGAGAUGCUAAGAGCUUUUCUGAAAGGGGAAGGAAAUUCAUAGUGCGGUUCACAGUAAAUGUUUAUAAAUGUGUGAGGGAGCCCAUGCAACAAGUUCCUCAGUUCUGGUUUCAGGGUUGUCAGGAGGAAGCAGCUAUUAAUCUUCCAGUGAGGAUGACACCGAUUUGGAGGUGCUGAAGCACUUCUAAUCAGAUAAGUAAAGAGCAUGCUGCUCAGACUGGUUUGUGUCUGUGCGCUCAGGUUCUUUGUAAUGACAGUUAAAAUAAACCCCUAACACCUCACUUGUGGUGACGGAGAUGAGACCUGGGAGAACUAAGAACACACGGAAAACUUUUUACUUCCAUAUUCUUAUUUUAGAAUGUACCCUUCUCUAGCCUCUGUUCUUGUCACAAAGUAGUUGCACAUGAGUGGGGCUGAUUUUUCUUUAAAAUGUAUUUCAUAGGAAAUUAUAUUUAAAGCUUUAUAAAUCACGAGAGAGACGUUUUAUCUGUUUUGUUUAUUUUCUGUACUCAGCUUUCAAUUAAGCACACCAGGUUUCAGGGUUAUUUCAUUUGGCUUUUUAAAAUUAUUCUCUUUUUUUUCUAAAAUUGAAGAAUUACCUGAUUUACUAUUACAUCUGCAUUAAGGGCCGUAUUAGAAUUAUAACAUAGCAGUUAUGCACAUGUUCUUUUUUUUCAAUAUAGUAAAUAAAAACAACUUGUUUUAAUAAAAUCAUGAUUUUAUUGAACAGGUCCCUGGUACUUGAACAGCUUUCACYUGACAAAC